This is a messenger RNA of Dermacentor andersoni, 3347 nucleotides long. RefSeq names its product telomerase RNA component interacting RNase-like. NCBI's taxonomy places the organism in Eukaryota, Metazoa, Arthropoda, Arachnida, Ixodida, Ixodidae. Gene Ontology annotation, molecular function: 5'-3' exonuclease activity; 3'-5' exonuclease activity. The record is from RefSeq and is a predicted model, not a curated record.
GGCAAAAGCUUCACGAUGCUUCACGCUUCGUUAAAAUGGCGGACAGGCGUCAGCCCCCACGAAAUGUGCAAUCUUUGGAGAAUGAAGACAGUAGCAGCAGCAGUUCGGAAGGACAGAGUGACAGUGGUUCAAAUUCCAAUUCGCUUAAUGCGUUCGUUAAUGACGGAGGCUUUCUCGAAAGGUUCAAACAAAUGCAGGAAGCUUGCAAGCAGCAAGCCGCUUCACAGGAGGCUCAGUUCGCUGUUCCGCAGUCCGACAGUGCCGCUACAGUUUCGGUGGAAAAUGAGAAAACCGAGCCCACCGAACCGGACGCGGCUGCUGUUGCGGCCAAGAAACGGACACUCCCAUUCGUGGGUAAAAGAAGGGGUGGAAAAGUUCUAAAGACGGGCAUUGUCCACAAGCCGAAGGUUGAAGAUGAGGAGGAGCUUCCCAAGGAUGCCUGGUCACGGUACUUGGCCGAAGUACGCAAAUACCGAGAGCGCUCGUGUGAUGAUGAAGAGAAGACCCGGCCACUUGUCAAGUGAUGCACACUUCAGCAACGAGUGACAGAGCGAGACAUUACAGCACCUUUGGAACCACUCGCCCACAGACAUUCUUCCUAAUGGCUGCUUGCUGUUUGGUUAAGGGACGUAUGUAUGAAGUAAAGUUAACCGGUCUGCUAAGUAGCAUCUUGCCAUUAGUGGUGUCUCGCGAUAUAAAAGUGAAGAAGAAAAAAAAGAAAUGCUAUGGCGGGCAGUGCACCAUGGCACUUAUUUAUACUGUACAUAUUUUGCAGUAAUAAAUUUUGUUAACAGGUGAGCAAUGUUGUUACAGUGUAAGAUCGAGAUGUUUGCUUGUAUAGAAGUUAAGGUUCUGGCUAUGUUUUUAAUGUGGCAUGCCUAACUAAUAACACUGGGCUGAAGGCAGCAAUACAAAUUAUAAGCAAUUGUGGUACGACGACAUUUAAUUUCAAGGGAGCUGUUUUUAGGUCAUGGGCAAAAGUUGUGCGCUCACUGCAUGUGCAGCAAGCAGGCGGCCUCCCAUCGAGUUGUGAGGAAUGAGGAACUAGCCUCGGUAAACUUUUUCCCUUCUUGGUUCUAGGGGGAGACAGUGUGUGCAUGUUGCUUUGCAAAGGAGUCCUGCCACUGGCAGUGUUGUAUUACUAGGAGAACUAGGCUGUUGGUAUGUCACAAACAUGAUUGCAUUAAACAUUUAUUCCUGGGCAUCCUAUAGGUUGCUGGGGCAUAGAAAACAGUGUUGUGGUUCCCUUCAGUUGCAAUUUUUGGAAUUUUUUUUUUUUGUCAGUAAAGUAGUGGUCAUGUCGCUGUGGAACUAAUCACAAAAAAUUUCAUGCCACCCCAUCUAUUUUUUCUGCUAUUCUUGCAGGAUUUGGUUGUUGAAAUCAUGUUCGUUGACAAUACGAUACUUUGACAAUACUUUUAACUUUAUUGUCGAUGAUACUUUGUUUUCUAUAACUUUCUUGUAUAGUCCUGUUAUGCUUUGUUUUUACAAUAAAUGGUUGAGAGCUUGAUAAACGCUCAAAAUAUUGUUUGCAAUGCUUUUCAUUAGGUAUUUUUCACUGUAAGAAAAUUGGCCUGUUUUCGUUAGAAUUAGGAUAGUACCGUGGUGCAGAAAGGGCAUGUGCAUGGUUAAAACUUAAUGUUGCAAUCUUGCCUUAUUUUCUUCAAAGCCAUGCCAAUGUAAAUCUUCUGUUUUGUACAAUUGUGCGUAUCCAUCUUGUGCAACCUCUUUGUACUGCCUGUGUCACCACUGAGCACCUGAAGUAAUUAAUGCACUGGGUGCUUUUUUUUUUCUUUUUUCCAUUCUUGCUGAUCGGGUUCGCAAAACUGUAUUGCUGCACUGACUUUGUUAAAUAUUUACAGCUAAGCUAACUAGAUUUCUGGACCAGCUAUGUGGUACAAAAGUAUUCGUGGGGAAAAGAGCAAAUACAGUUUUACAUAGAGGUGUUCUGUGCAACAAGUUCUUUGUUUACCUUCAGAACUUCGUAUCAUUUUGUCUUGAUGCACAAUCUUGCUUGGUGCUUCAGACAAUUGAACUUUGUGACAUGGAGAACAUAAGAAAAUAGCCGUUUGUGGUUGUCCAUGCACAGAUUUUUUUACCCCUAUUAUGACAAGAGAGCGCUGUUUGGGCACCGAGUUGAUACCACACUAGGAGCUGGUGAAGCAAGAAAUAUUUAACAGACUGGCAUUUGUACAUUGUUCACAGAUGUCCUUUGCUACUCGUGCUGGUGAUUUAAUGGGACGAUGCUCAGUUCUUUCUGUUUCUUGUUGAACUGCAGACUUUUUGGGCACUGCUGACAAGUCUUUUCAGUACCAAGGCUGCUAAACUUGGCAACAACAGGGCAUGUAGCCCGACAAAACAAGGUCAUAAGGAUCACAUGGGGAAAAUCCUGACAUGGCUUUUCAGAAGUAGGAAGUUUGGUCAGUUUAGUUUACGUCCCUUCAGUAACAAUGGUAACAUUACAAUGGGUGUGCCAUGUUUCUAACUCAAAAUUACAAGCAUAAACUGAUCACAUUUUAAAUGUGCAGACACUUUUUAGCAGACUUGCUUUGCAAAAUCAUACUACAAGCAAUGCGUGAUAGAUAAAAGCAUGGGAAAAUGAGUGUUUUUGGCUGUACCAGUAGGUAUGAUGUAGAGCACUGCCUUCUUUCGCAGUUUUUGCCAGUGCUGCGUUAUGUUGGACUAAAUUAAUGGUUAUAGUGAGCGUGGAACAGUAAAUUUUAUUCCUUUACCUAACACAUUUUACGCUGGGCUAAAGUGACCACAUUUGUCAAAACAGUAGGUCAUUUGUAAACUCUUACUCUUUUUCAGUGAUGCCUGCUUUUAAUGACACCUAACACAAGAAAUGUUUGAAAAUUUCUUUUGAUGGAAAAAAUUGGCACCGAAACUGAUCAGCUAUUAAGAAAGCAGUAAUCAUAAACGAACCUGUGGAUAGUAACUUGUCUUUAAAAAAGCAGCACGAUAAAACAGCGCAAGAACAAGAAGACCACACGGCCUCUUGCCUUGUUUCGAAAUUUUGUUUGAUACAUUUUUUGAAGUUCAAGUGAGUCAAGUUCGGGACACUUAUACCAUUUGGCAUGGUGGAUAGCACGUAAACUUUACAUGUAUCAACAUUUACUGAAAUUCUAGAUUGAAUUCCUUUAAAAAGUGGCAGAAGUAAAAAAAAAUUCUGUUUCUGAUGUGGUGAAUGUAACUGUUGGAAAAUUGUACAUGCCAUGUGUGCAUAUGGUGUACAGAUGAGUGCUGUCUCUGUAGAGUCCUUGUUAUCACUCCACAUGCAUGUCUGUGAAAGCAUACCCACAGUUUGAAUGUACAGGUUCCAAUAAAAGUUCUACUUAUGAAAUGCA